Molecule: messenger RNA, 2019 nt
Organism: Mangifera indica (mango)
Lineage: Eukaryota; Viridiplantae; Streptophyta; Magnoliopsida; Sapindales; Anacardiaceae
Product: protein ALP1-like
Exons: 1
Coding region: 336-1808 (490 amino acids)
Source: RefSeq, a predicted model, not a curated record
UCAACCCAGCCAUGUUUAUGUUUGACCUUUUUCUCAUCAUUUUUCUUUGACAUUUUAUGGCUUUAUGACAAAGCCAAACGAAAUUUCAUCUAUUUUAAUUAUUAUAAUCAAACUCUGCCUUCUCUCCCCCGUUUCCAUAGUCCAAAUCUUUGUUUUCACACCGUUAACAACCCAAUUUCAAAGACUGUUGUUGAUUUUUAGAUUUUCUUUGCCCCCUUUUUCUGUCCUUAUAUCGAACUCUUCCUUCUCUCAAUUCAAGUUCAAUCAACGAACCCAUCAUUUGUAUUUUAUUGUUUGUACAGUUAGUUGAUCAAGCUUCAGUUUUUCUUCAAAUUAUGAACGACGCCACCACUGUUAGGAAACGGAGGCGAAAAGAUGAAGGAGAUCAUCGUGUUCAAAGCGGAGACGAUGAUGGAGAAGGAGGGAAGAAGAAAGACUUGAAGGGUAUUAUUACUUCAUUGAUAUUGUUGGAAGAAGAACACAAGGGCGAUGAAGAAGAUCAAAACAAAGCCUCUGCUGAAACUAAAUCACUUUUUGAGACGAAUCGCAAGAAGAAAACGAAGACCAUGUUGGAGUAUUACUCCAAUCUUCAAAAUUACUAUUCCGAAUUUGAAGAAACUGAGCGGACAAACAAGAAGAAAUCCCGCCUUCUCGCUUCUUCCGUUGCCACCAUCGCCGCCGUUGCUGAUUCUGAUAAUAUGCAAAAGUCCGCCAAGCAAGGAAGCGGUGGGCCAGGAACAGCCCAGCAUAGGCGGUUGUGGGUCAAAGACCGGUCAAAGGCCUGGUGGGAUGAGUGCAAUAGUCCUGACUACCCCGAAGAGGAGUUCAAGAAAUGGUUCAGAAUGAGAAGGCAAACGUUUGAUAUGAUAUGUGAACAACUGAAUUCAGUUAUUGCCAAGGAAGAUACAACUUUGCGGAAUGCAAUUCCUGUGAGGCAAAGGGUUGCAGUUUGUAUUUGGAGACUUGCCACUGGUGAACCACUUAGACUUGUGUCAAAAAGGUUCGGUUUAGGCAUUUCAACUUGUCAUAAAUUGGUUCUUGAAGUUUGUACAGCUAUUAGGAGUGUGUUAAUGCCAAAGUAUUUACAAUGGCCUGAUGAAGAGGGUUUAAGGAAGAUUAAAGAGGAGUUUGAAGUCUUGUCUGGGAUUCCAAAUGCUGUUGGUUCUGUGUAUACCACACAUAUUCCUAUUAUAGCCCCUAAAAUUAGUGUUGCAGCUUAUUUCAAUAAGAGGCAUACUGAGAGGAAUCAGAAGACAUCGUAUUCGAUUACAUUACAAGGCGUUGUCAAUCCGAAGGGGGUUUUUACUGAUGUAUGCAUCGGUUGGCCUGGUUCGAUGCCUGAUGAUCAGGUGUUGGAGAAGUCUGCUUUGUAUCAAAGAGCAAGCGGGGGUCUUUUGAAAGGAGUGUGGAUUGUUGGAGGUUCAGGGUAUCCUUUACUGGAUUGGGUGUUGGUACCCUAUACACAGCAGAAUUUGACAUGGACUCAACACGCGUUCAACGAGAAAAUUGGAGAGAUUCAACGGGUUGCGAGGGAUGCAUUUGCAAGGCUGAAAGGAAGGUGGAGUUGUUUGCAGAAAAGAACAGAGAUUAAAUUGCAGGACCUACCUGUGGUUCUUGGGGCAUGCUGUGUGCUGCAUAAUAUAUGUGAGAUGAACAACGAGGACAUGGAUCCAAGCUUGACAUUUGACCUUGUUGACGAUGAGAUGAUCCCCGAUGCUCCUCUGAGAUCACCCAACUCAAUGAAGGCAAGGGAUGCCAUUGCUCAUAAUCUUUUGCACCAUGGCCUUGCAGGCACUGCAUUUUUAUAGUUGAACAGAGAUGUGUUUGUUUAUUUAUUGAGAAUAUGAUUCUUUUGUUAAUGAAUUAUCAUAGUUGGGCAUUCAUCCUACUUUGAUCGCCCAUCCCUUAAAUUGAUAAACACUGCAUGUCUUAUAUAGCUUCAAGUUUAUAUCCAUAAAUCACAAUGUAUUCUAGGUUCCAUACUCCAACAAAAAGAAAUAAAGAUUAUUCUUUUUGCAA